Molecule: messenger RNA, 556 nt
Organism: Anisakis simplex (herring worm)
Lineage: Eukaryota; Metazoa; Nematoda; Chromadorea; Rhabditida; Anisakidae
Source: the annotation of a GenBank genome assembly
GGAAGGUGCUAAGAUCAUGGUUCAAGUGGAAGCAGCUAAAGGCGGAAAGGCUGAAACUCUGGAAGCCGAUACUUUGCUGGUAUCAGUCGGACGAAGACCGUACACUGCCGAACUGGGCACCGAUACUGUUGGCAUUAAACUGGACGAAAAGGGACGAGUACCUGUGAAUGAACGAUUCCAAACGUGUGUGCCGUCGAUCUACGCCAUCGGUGAUGUGAUUCAAGGACCGAUGCUUGCACACAAAGCUGAAGACGAAGGUGUUUUGUGCGUUGAAGGUAUCGCUGGCGGUCCAACGCAUAUCGACUACAACUGCAUUCCGUCAGUUAUCUACACUCAUCCUGAAGUUGCUUGGGUCGGUAAAUCAGAAGAAAUGCUCAAAGCAGAGAACGUCAAAUACAAGGUCGGCAAAUUCCCAUUCACGGCCAAUUCGCGAGCGAAGACCAACAACGAAACUGAAGGUUUUGUGAAAGUAUUGGGCGAUAAAGAAACUGAUCGAUUGCUUGGUGUACACAUUAUGGGACCAAACGCCGGUGAAAUGAUCGCUGAAGGAGUUAUC